Messenger RNA from Salvia miltiorrhiza (redroot sage), 2089 nucleotides. RefSeq names its product plastidic glucose transporter 4-like. The record is from RefSeq and is a predicted model, not a curated record. The transcript is spliced from 13 exons. NCBI's taxonomy places the organism in Eukaryota, Viridiplantae, Streptophyta, Magnoliopsida, Lamiales, Lamiaceae. Gene Ontology annotation, molecular function: carbohydrate:proton symporter activity. Gene Ontology annotation, biological process: transmembrane transport; carbohydrate transport. The coding region runs from base 481 to 1944 and encodes 487 amino acids. Gene Ontology annotation, cellular component: membrane.
AGAAGAUGAUGAAAAGGUUUGAGAUCUCCACUCCACCAACUUGCUCACUCGCGAACAAAAUACUAAUCAUCUUCUUAGACUUACUGGAUCUCCUAAUUCGACAUUUUCCGCCUCAUAUUUAUCUCCAAUUUUAUUCAUUUUUUCAUGUUAUUUUCGCUGGAUCGGUAGUCCUUCAUCCAUCGAUUUCAUGUGGCGCUAAUGCUUCUUAAUUUCGCAAUUAAGUCGCCUUCUGACUUGCAUUCAAGUGUCCGAGCGCCGUGCAUUUUACGGUUUAACUUUUUUGAUGUAAAAAUUACUGUUUGUUGACUUUUGUGAAGUGUUGACAGGCUAUACUAGUGGAAAUGCAGGCUUCCGCUUUCUCAAUCAGAGCAAAAUCGUUUCCCCCCCUACAGGAUCCUAGUUUUUUGUUCAAGAGAAACAGGUUCACGCUAGUGAGUGCCGCCGCCGCUGAUCCCAGAAUUAGUGCCGGUUCCAGUUCCAAUGGGAGGAAGAGAGAGUGUUCAGAGUUUGAACGGAUCUUCAGCCAAGAACAGAUCAGUCAGAGCUCAAGCUUCUGAAGAUGAUCCAGAGGAUCUUGCAACUGCCAAAAUCCAAGCGAAAUCAUCUGGAAAUGUUUAUCCAUAUGUUGGUGUUGCUUGUUUAGGGGCCAUUCUGUUUGGAUAUCAUCUCGGGGUCGUAAAUGGAGCUUUAGAGUACCUAGCCAAGGAUCUUGGGAUUGCGGAGAACACAGUGUUACAAGGCUGGGUCGUUAGCGCACUUCUUGCUGGUGCUACUGUUGGAUCUUUUACUGGAGGUUCAUUAGCUGAUAAAUUUGGGCGAACGAAGACUUUUGUGCUGGAUGUAAUUCCACUUGCAGUUGGUGCAUUUCUUUGUGCCAUAGCAGAAAGUGUAGAGACAAUGAUAAUUGGUCGUGUGGUUGCUGGAGUUGGAAUAGGCAUAUCAUCAGCUAUUGUGCCUCUUUACAUAUCCGAGAUCUCACCUACUGAAAUUCGUGGUACUCUUGGAUCUGUCAAUCAAUUAUUUAUAUGCAUUGGAAUUCUAGCAGCAUUGGUAGUUGGGCUGCCUUUGGCGGGGAAUCCAUUGUGGUGGAGGACAAUGUUUUCUAUUGCAAUUGUUCCAUCUGUAUUGUUGGCGGUAGGAAUGGUCUGUUCUCCUGAAAGUCCUCGAUGGCUUUAUCAGCAAGGGAAAAUUGCUGAAGCCGAAGUGUCCAUAAGGAGGCUAUUUGGGAAAGAAAGAGUUGCUGAGGUUAUGGGUGAUCUGGAUGCAGCAGGUCGAUGUUCCUCUGAACCAGAAGCUGGAUGGCUUGAUCUUUUUAGCAGCCGCUACCGGAAAGUUGUGAGUGUUGGUGCAGCUCUCUUCUUGUUUCAGCAGCUUGCUGGGAUCAAUGCAGUUGUUUACUACUCUACUUCAGUAUUCCGCACUGCUGGUAUUACAUCUGAUGUUGCUGCCAGUGCUCUGGUUGGGGCUGCAAAUGUUAUUGGCACAACUAUUGCAUCCUCAUUGAUGGAUAAACAAGGAAGGAAGAGUCUUUUGAUUACAAGUUUUGCAGGAAUGGGUUCUUCCAUGUUGCUGCUUUCCCUGACCUUCAGCUGGAGGGCUCUGACACCUUACUCAGGCACACUUGCUGUACUUGGCACUGUCCUUUAUGUGUUGUCGUUCUCUCUUGGUGCUGGUCCAGUACCUGCUCUGCUACUUCCUGAGAUUUUUGCAUCAAGAAUCCGAGCAAAAGCAGUGGCUUUAUCUCUGGGAACGCAUUGGAUAGCCAAUUUUGUGAUCGGGUUGUACUUCUUGAGCGUUGUGAAUAGAUUCGGGCUGAGUACAGUAUACCUGGGAUUCGGUACCGUUUGUAUUCUAGCAGUGAUGUACGUAACUGGUAACGUGGUGGAAACGAAGGGGCGAUCUUUGGAGGAAAUAGAAAUUGCUCUCACUUCACCAACUUCUUGACCAUGCACAUAUCUCAUUCACUCAUUUACAUCACUAUCAGAUCUAGCUACAAGUUUUCAUUGGAAUGUAAUGAGUGGUGUGCUGUGUAGACAAUUUUCUUUCACAAUAAUUUGAUAUAAUACGAGAUCGCCUACCUACUUUAUUA